AUGGCCCGGGACAGGGCCAAAGUGGUGGCGCACUGGAUGAAGGUGGCCAAGCAGCCCUCCAGGUUUGCCACUCUGGUGCUCUAUGUCCCUGGAUCCAAGCAGAGGUUGCACAAGAAGUGUGUUCCCUUCCUGGGAAAAUACCUGAAAGAUCUCAAGGUGAUGGACACCAGGAUAGAGGAUGAUCUGGAGGUGAAUAAAGUACUGGAGGAGAUAAUGGUUCUGCAGGAGGCUGCCCAGAAAUACAAAAUAGAGCCUGAGGAGCAAUUCCAGGCCUGGUUCUGGGCCCUGGAGCAGCUCAGCAAGAAUAAGAGGUUGGAGGACUAUCUGGAGUGUGUUCCCUUCCUGGGAAAAUAUCUGAAAGACCUGAAGAUGCUGUACACCAGGAUGGAGGAUUAUCUGGAGGAGCUGUUCAAGAAGGUGCUGCCCCACCAGUGCCUGGGCUCCGUCUGGUCCCAGAGGGCCAAGCCUGGCAAGGAGCACGUGGCCUCCACUGUCCGUGCCACCGUCAGACAGUUCAAUCAUGUGGCCACCUGUGUGAUCACCACCUGCCUUGGGGACCCAAGCAUGAUGGCCCAGGACAGGGCCAACGUGGUGGCGCACUGGAUGAAGGUGGCCAAGGAGUGCAGAAGCCUAAGGAACUUCUCCUCCCUGCACGCCAUCCUGGCCGCUCUGCAGAGCGUGUCUGUCCAUCUUCUGAGGAAGACGGUCCUCACGAGUUCAAGGCAGGAAAGGACAGUGCAGAGCUCCCUGCCCUGUGCCACCUGGAGGCCUGGGGGCGAGGACAAUGAUGACAGGAAUGAUACCGAGUCCUCAGGAGAACCUGUGAGCUGCCAGUACGGUGCUCGGUUCUUCCGAGGAAGCUGA
Molecule: messenger RNA, 864 nt
Organism: Myotis brandtii (Brandt's bat)
Lineage: Eukaryota; Metazoa; Chordata; Mammalia; Chiroptera; Vespertilionidae
Product: ral guanine nucleotide dissociation stimulator-like
Exons: 10
Coding region: 1-864 (287 amino acids)
Biological process (GO): Ras protein signal transduction; positive regulation of GTPase activity
Cellular component (GO): plasma membrane
Molecular function (GO): guanyl-nucleotide exchange factor activity
Source: RefSeq, a predicted model, not a curated record